AUGACCCCUGCACAGUUCGAGGAUUUGCUUGCAAAAGUGGCGCCGCUAAUUGAAAAACAGGACACAAUAAUGCCCUGUCAGCCAGCGACCUUUCGAGUACCAAGGUCGACUAUAUCUGAGCUCCUAGAGGAAGUGCUUGAUAGCAUAUAUGCUGUUCUGCAAGAGCAUAUUCAGGUUCCUAAUACAACAGAGCAAUGGUUACAGGUGCAAAAGGAUUUCAAUGAUAAGUGGCAGUUCCCUUUCUGUUGUAGCGCUAUUGACGGGAAGCACGUUGUAAUAGACAACCCACCGCAUGGAGCAUCGGAUUAUUAUAAUUACAAGGGUACUUUCGUCGUAGUGCUAUUCGCCAUAGUCGAUGCACACUACCAUUUCUUGUAUAUUGAUGUCGGUACGAAUGGGCGCAUGAAUGACGCCAGCAUUUUCAAAAAGUCGCAUUUUUAUAAAGCACUACAGGAGUUGAGGAUGAGUUGGGAUUACCAACUAAGGGUGUCUUCGUUGGCGAUGACGCGUUCCCCUUAACAACAAGGAUCAUGAAGCCGUAUUCCAGGCAUUAUGCAUUGCCUCGCAAGGAAAAGAUUUUCAAUUACCGGCUGUCGAGAGCUAGACGAAUCGUUGAAAAUGCCUUUGGAAUAAUGGCUUCUAGAUUUAGAGUUUUUCGAAAUCCGAUAUCUGUGUCCCUAGACAAAACCGACUCAAUAAUUAUUACGGCAUGCGCUCUCCAUAAUUGGCUCCGAACAAGCAAUUUAAGUAAACUGGUUUAGUCGAUCAGGAAGACACAAACACAGGAGCAGUUUACCAAGGAAGUUGGAGAAGCAUUCCUUCAGGUGCCUUAGAAGAACUAACCACGCAAUUGUCUUAAAGCA
This is a messenger RNA of Rhagoletis zephyria (snowberry fruit fly), 863 nucleotides long. RefSeq lists its product as uncharacterized. The record is from RefSeq and is a predicted model, not a curated record. Lineage: Eukaryota; Metazoa; Arthropoda; Insecta; Diptera; Tephritidae.